Sparassis crispa is the source of this 873-nucleotide messenger RNA. RefSeq names its product Protein N-terminal and lysine N-methyltransferase efm7. NCBI's taxonomy places the organism in Eukaryota, Fungi, Basidiomycota, Agaricomycetes, Polyporales, Sparassidaceae. The transcript has a single exon. The record is from RefSeq and is a predicted model, not a curated record. Bases 1 to 873 code for a protein of 290 amino acids.
AUGACUGAUCCAGAAGACCUUCUCUCUGAUUCUCUACAGACAUUAUACGACUACACACCCGUAGUGCAGUCAUCGGCGGGGCGAGAAUUCGUCUACAGCUGCCCCGAAUCGCAGUGGUGUCGGUUCUCCUCACCGGGCGAUCCCCUACAAUCCCGUACUGCCCCGCUGUCCACUAUAACGCUCAGGACACCCGACACACAGCCUGCCAACUGGCCUUUGCACGUUUCGUCGAUUUGGAUCUCAUCUCUGUACACUGCGGACCAUCUUGACGACUUACAUCUCGAUCAUCACAUCGCGUCGGCCGCGCUUCAGGGCCAGUCGCUCCGCUUGCUCGAGUUCGGCGCAGGUGCGGGCUUGCCAGGUAUUUUGAUAGCAAGAUACUACCCGAAAGUCCGCGUUGUCUCGAGCGAUUAUCCCGACGAGGUCCUCAUCCGCACUCUAGUAGAUAAUGUUGGGCGCAAUGGCGUUGUAGAUCGGUGUAGUGUCGUUGCUUAUGCGUGGGGAUCUGAUCCAUCGAGUCUCUUUUCGUCACACGGCAAUGUGGAGAUAUCAGGGUUCGAUGUCAUUGUUGCCGCGGAUACGCUGUGGAAUCCGGAGCUCCAUUCUCGAUUUAUCAAAUCGCUGCAUCUGACACUCAAGAAAUCGCCGUCCGCCCGGGUCUACCUCGUUGCUGGUCUUCAUACUGGCUGCUAUACGAUUGACGCUUUCCUAAGGCUGGCUGUUGACAGUGGUUUGGACGUUGAAGAAGCCGUGGAGAGAGAGGUGAAUGGGAACUUGAGUCGUCCGUGGUGUUUGGAGGUUGCGGAAACCCAUGAUGAACAGGAGCGGAGACGAUGGGUUGUUUGGAUAGUUUUGAAGUGGAAACGGGUAUAG